Messenger RNA from Trichomonas vaginalis G3, 431 nucleotides. RefSeq lists its product as uncharacterized. The record is from RefSeq and is a predicted model, not a curated record. The transcript has a single exon. The annotation marks the transcript as partial. NCBI's taxonomy places the organism in Eukaryota, Parabasalia, Trichomonadida, Trichomonadidae.
AUGGUUUCAAACAAUGUUGUUCCGAUGAAGUUAGAAAGUUCUGACAGAAGAUAUGUAGUUGUCAGAACGUCAGAUUCUCAUAUGCAAGAUACAGAAUAUUUUGACGCUUUGUCAGAAACUUUGACAUCUGACUUUUACAACCACUUGUUCUCAUAUUUCAUGACAUUAGAUAUUUCAAAGUUCAAUCCAAGACAAAUUCCACAUACCGAAGAAAGACAAACAUUGUUAGAAGCAAACAAGAGUGUUUAUGAACUGUUUAUAGAUGAGACUAACUUUGAGUGUUUAGAUGAAAGGUCAUUGUACGAUGAAUAUAAACAAUAUUGCCAAGAGUAUGGUUAUAUGACAGCGUCUAAACGAACAUUCUUGGCAAAUGUCAAAAAUCUUUUAGAUGUUCAGAACGGCGUAUAUACAAAGAAAAUUUUUCUGAGUAA